This is a messenger RNA of Pelobates fuscus (common spadefoot toad), 2772 nucleotides long. It is a transcript of the gene RNF150, whose product is annotated as ring finger protein 150. The transcript has 7 exons. The coding region runs from base 320 to 1639 and encodes 439 amino acids. Lineage: Eukaryota; Metazoa; Chordata; Amphibia; Anura; Pelobatidae. The record is from RefSeq and is a predicted model, not a curated record.
ACACAGUAUACACAGAGUGAAAGGGGAGGAGGGCAGACACAGGCAGGACCCAAACAAAAGCUGCAGUGCUGCCUACCUUCUGCCUCGCGCCGCCUCUCUCUCAUCCUCUCUCCAAGUUCCAAAUUGGAACACUCAGGAAAGCUACAACAUCAAAUAAUAACUACCCCUAGCCAUCCGUCUACAUACAAGUAAUAUACAAAUCACCGCACUAAAGUGGAGGAGAAGAAGGGGAAAAAAUAGUGUUAUGAAGGAGGAGGUGGAGGGAGCAGAGAGCAGAUCCCGCUGUAGCCAAUGAAAUUCAGGUCUCUGGCUGUGACAUAUGCAGCAGGCAGAGAGAGACAGCAGGCACCAUAAAAUGGCAAUGUCUCUCAUUCAAGCAUGCCGCAGCCUGGCUCUCUCCACCUGGCUGCUGUCCUUCUGCUUCGUGCAUCUGCUGUGCCUGGAUUUCACGGUGGCCGAGAAGGAGGAAUGGUACACGGCCUUCGUCAACAUCACCUUCCACGACCCCUCCAGCGGCUUGAACCGGACGGAGAAGAGCGAGUGCGGGAGGUACGGGGAGCACUCCCUCAAGCAGGAUGCCUGGGGCUUGGCGGUGAUGCCCUCCUCCCAGCCGGAUAGACUGGCCUGUGACCCGGCCAGCAGGUUCCCUGUGCCUGCUAACGCCGUGAAAUGGGUAGCCCUCAUCCCCAAGGGGAACUGUACCUACAGGGAUAAGAUCAGGCACGCAGCCCUGCAAAACGCCUCAGCUGUGCUUAUUUAUAACGUGGGGUCCAGCAAUGCCAAUGACACCAUCACCAUGGCCCAUCCAGGAAUUGAAGACAUUGUAGCAAUAAUGAUCCCUGAGCCAAAAGGAAAAGAGAUAGCAAGUCUUAUUGAAAAGAACAUUACUGUAACAAUAUACAUUACAAUUGGAACAAGGAAUUUGCAAAAAUUUGUCAGUCGAACAUCAGUGGUUUUUGUCUCUAUAUCCUUCAUUGUUCUGAUGAUCAUUUCUCUUGCAUGGCUGGUUUUCUACUAUAUCCAGAGAUUUAGAUAUGCAAAUGCCAGAGAUAGAAAUCAGAGACGACUUGGCGAUGCUGCAAAAAAAGCCAUAAGCAAAUUACAAGUCCGGACUAUUAAAAAAGGUGACAAGGAAACAGAGCCAGAAUUUGAUAACUGUGCUGUUUGUAUUGAAGGAUAUAAACCAAAUGAUGUUGUCAGAAUUUUGCCAUGCAGGCAUCUUUUUCACAAAUCUUGUGUGGAUCCCUGGCUUUUAGAUCAUCGAACAUGUCCAAUGUGCAAAAUGAAUAUUCUGAAAGCUCUGGGCAUACCGCCAAAUGCAGACUGCUUGGAUGAUAUUGCUCCAGACUUUGAAGGUUCUGUUGGACCGCCAACCAAUCAAAUAACAGGAGCUAGUGAUGUAACUGUGAAUGAGAGUUCUGUAGGUGCUGAUCCUCCUGUCCGUACAGUGGGUGUAUUACAAAUAAUUCAAGAUGCAGAAGUGCUUCCGCAGGUCGGGGACAUUAGUCUUACUGCAAGCAGUGAACAAGAACCAGCAAUCAGCAGUGACUCGGAUAUUUCACUCAUUAUGGCAGUGGAAGUGGGACUUUCAGAUGUGGAUCUUUCCACUGACCAGGACUGUGAGGAGGUAAAAUCCUGAACAAGGACAUUGUUACUGUAAGUAGGAAAGUCCUAGAAGAUGUGAAGAGAUCAGCUCUCCUGGAGUUUGGACUAUUCCGAAAAGUAUAAACAAAAUCACCACCGCCAUAAAAUGUCCAGCGCACUCCAUUCUGGGAUGACCAUGGAAAGCAAUAGCGCCAGAUGCCUGCUAUCUUCAGCACAGUUUCUUCCCGUUGGAUUUUCAGUUGUGUUGAUACUGGGAGCAGAGGCCACCUCCUUUCCCUUACACGAGCAAGGUUUCAAACUGCAGGCUUCCCCUGUUUUGGAUGGUAGACAUGGAAACUGAAAUUAAAUCUUUCAUCCCAUUUCUUGAAAAGAACACUAUAUUUUUAUUUUAGUUUUGUUUACCUUCUUCUGAUCCUUGAAUUUCGAGCAUAGAUAUAUGGACAGGGUACCAGUUUUGCUUUUCUUAGCUACGUUGCCAAGUACACAGCAAGAUGUCAAGAGGGUGCUGAGUCAAAACCAAGCUCUUAUCUGACAAAAGCCAUGAUUACAAAAUAGACAUAAAACCCAGAUGCACUUACCCCAUAAAAUGCUUAUACCAAUUGUAUAUUAUUUGGCAUUCUGAGUGGUCCCGAGUAAAGAGUGCUUGGUACUUGGUUACAUUACAGUAGGCUGAGGGUAGGAGACCUUGUACCUUUAUGCUUAAAGAGGAACAAGCUCUGUUAACACUCCAUGGUCCAUUCCAAGGAUUUAGCCAGUUUGGUCACAGUGCUUGUAUAGUGUCUUUUAACCCUUUGCGUUUCACAAGGGAGAGCAACUCAGUGUGCCGUUGUUCCUUUUGGUAUCCAAAGUGUUAAACAUAAAAAUCUACAUUCAUUAUGCAACUUAAAGUGUAUCCUGACAGUAUCUUCAAAACGUUCAUGCAGUAUUUGUGCUUAAACUAUUACAAUGUUAGAAAAGUUUCUUAAAAAUAAAUAUAUUUUCCUAGAAAUAAGAAAUUCACGCUAUGAAAUUUGUCUAUUAAAUUACCAGUGAUAUUUGGGGUGCUGUGACAUCCUGUAGGCACCAAUUCCUGUUGUGUUGUGUUUGUACCACAAACGAUACGCUACUUUUAUUGAAUGACCAUGUAUUGUGGCUUCUGUGUUCAUUUAAAAAAUAUAUAUAUAUAUU